Moneuplotes crassus is the source of this 788-nucleotide messenger RNA. The record is from the annotation of a GenBank genome assembly. Lineage: Eukaryota; Ciliophora; Spirotrichea; Euplotida; Euplotidae.
AUUUAUUUAAAAGAUGAAGAGGAACAAUAGAAGAGCUGACAAUAGGAAGGAUCAGACAGAACCUGACGUUGAUUACGCUAUAGACCCUUCCAACAGCGGAGUUAGAACAGUAAACUUGACUGUUGCUAGGAGCGCUAUUGAAGACAGGGAGGAGCAAGAAGUUAUCCCGGAGGUAACUGUAUAUUAUGAUGAGCAUAACAACAUCAAGCUCGGUCCUCUUGUCGAAGGAAUCAGAAAAAUGGGAUAUAAAGUAGAUAGAUCCAUGAUUUCUUACUAUGACGAAGAAAGAAAGGUGUAUGUCUAUGCAGGCAACCAUCCUCUUCCUGACAAAGCUAUCCCAAACAUUCCAGAAGGAGAAAUAAAGAUAAAGGCAAGACCUAAGGCCAAAAGUAUUUAUGGAGACUUCCUCCUGGCAAACACAAAUGCUUCUAUCAGCAAAGGAUCCAGGCGAACCAAGGAGAGGAAAAUUGGAGAUGUUAUUAAAUAAGGUUUCUGAAUGGAGAAAACUCUAUAAUGGUACAGAAAUAGAAGGAGAAAUAGUGAAGAAAUCCCUUGAAGAAGCGGCAAAGCUUGUAAAUAUUUCCAAAAAGUCUCUUGAUGAUUACCUCCUCCAACUACGAAAUGGGAGGAAAUAUGGCUUCAAUUUUAAUGAACACAAGGAUGAUAAAAUCGGUAUCCUGCGUGCUUUCAACCGGAAACAUAAGCUAAUAGACAAGGGUACCAAAAAGUCAAAGCCUGGAAGGAAGCCAGGAAAUCGUUAAGCUGGUGAUAUUUGAUCUAAACAUGAU